Messenger RNA from Laetiporus sulphureus 93-53, 352 nucleotides. RefSeq lists its product as uncharacterized. The annotation marks the transcript as partial. The transcript is spliced from 2 exons. Lineage: Eukaryota; Fungi; Basidiomycota; Agaricomycetes; Polyporales; Laetiporaceae. The record is from RefSeq and is a predicted model, not a curated record.
UCGCACUCAAGGCCUACGUUGAUGACCUGGGCCUGUUGGCGGCUGGCUCCACUUUCGAGCUCACUACUGACCACCUCGAGUGUGCCUACCCGCUUGUUUCACACAACGUCGACCUUUGCCUGGCUGCUGACAUCGACAAUCCGACCUCCUCCUUCACCUCUAUACAAAGCAUCUCGAUCUCCCUCGCACUCCUUCUGUCAACAUCACUCCCCCCGGGCUUCCCCCGCACUUCUUAUGCCCUCAGCCUGUCGUCCGCCGGCUUGGUUUCUGGCUGGAUGGUCAACUGUCUUUUAUGCGAGGACUACUGCGUUAUCGAAGACAACCCCACCCCCCAUGCCUGCCGUUGACUUCG